CGACCUCGAUCUCGAGAACAUCACCAUGUUCCCCGCCCCCGAGAACAGUCUCUCCAGCACGCCCACCACCCAACAUUCCAUGGACACAAAUGCCUUCAACUGGGAUGCCAACGCCAACCUCACCACCAUCCUCACCCCCAUCACAGGCGAUGCCAGCACCUCAUAUGCAGCGUUUUUCGACGAGCACGAGGCCACCGUCGGACCGUGGACGCACGUCCCGGACCUCGUGGCUCCUUUCUCGGUAGUGCACACGAGCCAAGAGCUACCUAUGGAUAAUGGCACAGAUCCCGCUGCACUGGUUCCAGUCGACGAAAUUACUAUCAACCCUCCUCCCGAGUUUGACUUCGCAGAGCACGAUCAGGUCACGCCAGAUGCGAGUGGCCUCUGGCUACCCUGGUCCUCGCAGAGCCUGACAGCGUCGGAGAUGGCUGCGCUUGCGCUGUCGGUGGCGAGGCAGCGGGAGGAGCAGAUGCAGGGGGGUCAGAUACUGCAACAGACACAGGCACAGAAUGAUGCGGCUGCGGGAGGCAAAAAGGUACGCCGUGGUACGAGAAGACUGUAGGCUAUGCUUGCUUGCUUGAGCUUGUAGAUGAACUCUGUGUGUAAGUGUUUAUGUUUCUGCGGGAUCCCAGCCCUAAUGAAGGAUGAAAUGGGACGAGACGAAAAGCUGGGAAUGCCUAUGGUGUUGAUCGCUUUGCUUGAAUGUUUCCAUGUUUGAGUACUCUCUAUGCAUUGUUUCGGAUUGCAGGCGAAUACCGGGGUUAUUGUUUGAUGACUGGUUUGUAUUGUAUUCUGAAGCU
This is a messenger RNA of Aspergillus fijiensis CBS 313.89, 800 nucleotides long. RefSeq lists its product as uncharacterized. NCBI's taxonomy places the organism in Eukaryota, Fungi, Ascomycota, Eurotiomycetes, Eurotiales, Aspergillaceae. The coding region runs from base 26 to 562 and encodes 178 amino acids. The record is from RefSeq and is a predicted model, not a curated record. The transcript has a single exon.